Molecule: messenger RNA, 5631 nt
Organism: Salvelinus fontinalis (brook trout)
Lineage: Eukaryota; Metazoa; Chordata; Actinopteri; Salmoniformes; Salmonidae
Product: protein FAM163B-like
Exons: 4
Coding region: 1648-2142 (164 amino acids)
Source: RefSeq, a predicted model, not a curated record
ACAUUUCGGUCAGUGUGUGUGUCACAUGUUGAUGAGGCCGUGCUGCUGAAAUACACAAACAGCCGUGAGAAAUGUCUGAAAUAGACUAUAAAGACAGACAAUGUUGAAAUCUACCAAAGUGGGCAGAAAUAUAACAAAACUUGCAGUGAGAGUAAACUAGUCUAGUCUAUGAAAUUACAGCGGUUCAUGACCGCUUCACGAACAGUGGGCAAUUAAUGUGAUGAGUUUCUAUUCUCAUAGAGUCCUCCUGUCGAAGAUGAGAAUAGGACAGAGGUGUCGAAUUUAACUCUUAGGGAUGCUGUUCACGUCGCCAUCUCUCCAAAGGCUGAAUCUCAAGAGUUGAUAUUGUAAUGAUUCAACUUGUCACAGUUUUACAACAGCCAUAUACUACAUGAACAUUUGGGCAUAAGCUGCGAGGAGCGCUGACUUGAAUGACCACUUUCUCUGCUCUGUCUGCUCAGCCGUGGUUAACUCUAUUCAGCGGUGAGAUUUUCCUACGUCUCUUUCUUCUGUCUCAAUCUCAACGCUUUCGAUUGGAGCAUCACCAAUGCCGAUCAUUUUUUAGCCUGCUGAUUUCCAUUUGCGCUGCGAGCGCGAGGAAAUACGCUACAAAACUAGGUUAUAACGAACAAGCCGCCCAGUACAGGAAUUAUAGGGCGACUACCCGAGUGUCAGGAAUACGGGCUACAUUCGCUGAUGGACUAACCGAACCAACUGCAGCCACAAGCCUACCAGCGGAGCCAAAACGGGGAGGGGAGAAAGAACAGUUUCAAAUCCCUGACGGUUAUUUCUCAAAGGACCCUCGGGACAGGAAAUCUGACCACUUCUAAUUGUGGAAAACUGCUUUGUGACCGUUACACAUGCUUUUGUUAUGCGCGGUAUGGGUGUAAGGACCGUAUUUUAAAGAUACCCAGCAGAUACCAGGCAGUCACAAUACAACCUAUCAAACUCCGUCCAACCGGGCACUGGUGGUAUACGGCUGCAUGCCUUAUCAGAACAUAUAUUUUUGUCGUUUCUUCGGACGUAUUUUGAGAUUAUUUGAAGCAGCUUUGGAUACUUUGUUUUUGCGUUGCAUGUGAAUUGAAAGGAGCCUGGAAUUGGCCUCUAUAUGACUUUUCUAUCUUAUAUGAAUGAGUUGGAUAGUGGAACGAGAGGAGAGCGACACAAAUAAACAACGUGGACUCAACACUAUUCAUAUUGAGAUAAUUUCGUUGUGAUUUUGAUAGACAUUAUUUACUCAUAUUUUAGGCUAUGCCUUAAAUCCAUUUUAUAGUUCGCAUUAAAUAGUUAUUAAUGUAACGUUUUGUUUUGGACUGCUCACUUUUCCAUACGGGGGUCAUAUGGUGUAACUGGAGGGGUCAACUGCUAGGGUUUCAGUCAAGCAGUGACAGAAAUAAACGAAUCAUUAUCACCCUAGUCUGCCCGCGACCAUUCGGUGACUCACGUGCCAGCCUCAGUGAUGGUCGGAAUAGAGAUCUAACAAGACAGCAACCCUGCUCAUGCGACCAGGUACAUUUCAAAUAUCUGUGAAGCGAAUCGUGGCUGAAUAACGACAUGGAUAACAUUUAGCUGACGGGAUAUGCGGGAUAUACGCUGCACCGGCUAGAUAGAACAGCACCCUCUGGCUGUUGAUGGAGAGGAUUUCGAAUGACAGCCGGGACAGUGGUCAUCACAGGCGGUAUUUUAGCUACAGUUAUAUUACUGUGCAUCAUCGCAGUACUGUGUUACUGUAGACUGCAGUAUUAUUGCUGUAAGAAGGAGGAGUUGGAGUCGGAGGAGGAGGAGCCUGACUUUGCAGUGACGUCCCGCCUCCCACCAGUCCACUCCAACCAUAACAUCGUGGCGGCGUCGGUCGCCGCCUCCACCCCUAACGGCCCCGCCCUCUUCACACCGCCUUUAGCGCGGAAACUAACGCGCUCGCAGACAUUCUGCCCGUCGUGCACACACCAUGACGUGCCCUUCUACCUGCAGCAUCCGGAUGGCCUGCGGAACGGCGGCGACCGCAUCAGCUACCGUAGCAUCCAACAGCAUGACCUGGAACUGCCCUUAGAAAUGCCCAGCUACCACAAACUGAACCUGACCCGGUCAGUCACCAUGAGGGACAUGUUCAACCGCAGCUGCAGCAUCAGCACUGACGUCUAGUGGUGUCGGCGCCACCCCGUGGCAUGGAGGACUCAUGGAAACAGAUAGAUACAUACAAUGGGGACAGAUAGUGGGACAGCAGCUCGACAAUCACUGCUCCAUGUCCCUCGGUCUUAUGCUGAGAUAAAACCACACAUUAACUGGUGAAAAGAUAAGCAUCAAACAAAAUCCACCCUCACCUCAUCCGCUUGGUCUGUGGUGAGUAGGAUGUUGACCCUCAAAUAAAACAGUUUCUACUCUGUCUGGACUCGUAUUGGAUUACCCUAAACCUAAACGGUCUAACUAAACCACCCUCCCAUCUAGCUAAACCACCCUCCGGUCAAACUAAACCACCCUCCCAUCUAACUAAACCACCCUCCGGUCAAACUAAACCACCCUCCAGUCUAACUAACCACCCUCCGGUCUAACUAAAACACCCUCCAGUCUAACUAAACCACCCUCCAGUCUAACUAAACCACCCUCCGGUCUAACUAAAUUACCCUCCGGUCUAACUAAAUUACCCUCCGGUCUAACUAAACCACCCUCCGGUCUAACUAAACCACCCUCCAGUCUAACUAACCACCCUCCGGUCUAACUAAACCACCCUCCGGUCUAACUAAACCACCCUCCGGUCUAACUAAAUUACCCUCCGGUCUAACUAAACCACCCUCCGGUCUAACUAAACCACCCUCCGGUCUAAAUAAAUUACCCUCCGGUCUAACUAAACCACCGGUCUAACGAAAUUACCCUCCGGUCUAACUAAACCACCCUCCGGUCUAACUAAACCACCCUCCGGUCUAACUAAAUUACCCUCCGGUCUAACUAAACCAUCCUGCGGUCUAACUAAAUUACCCUCCGGUCUAACUAAAUUACCCUCCGGUCUAACUAAAUUACCCUCCGGUCUAACUAAACCACCGGUCUAUCGAAAUUACCCUCCGGUCUAACUAAACCACCCUCCGGUCAAACUAAACCACCCUCCAGUCUAACUAAACCAUCCUGCGGUCUAACUAAAUUACCCUCCUGUCUAACUAAACCACCCUCCUGUCUAACUAAACCAUCCUGCGGUCGAACUAAAUUACCCUCCGGUCAAACUAAACCACACUUCGGUGUAACGAAAUGACCCUCCUGUCUAACUAAACCAUCCUCCUGUCUAACUAAACCACCCUCCGGUCAAACUAAACCACCCUCCAGUCUAACGAAACCACCCUCCGGUCUAACUAAACCACCCUCCUGUCUAACUAAACCACCCCUCGGUCAAACUAAAUUACCCUCCGGUCAAACUAAACCACCCUCCAGUCUAACUAAAUUACCCUCCUGUCUAACUAAACCACCCUCCUGUCUAACUAAACCACCCCUCGGUCAAACUAAAUUACCCACUGGUCUAACUAAACCACCCUCCUGUCUAACUAAACCACCCCUCGGUCAAACUAAACCACCCCUCCAGUCUAACUAAAAUACCCUCCGGUCUAACGAAACCACCCUCCGGUCUAACUAAACCACCCUCCGGUCUAACUAAACCAUCCUCCAGUCUAACUAAACCACCCUCCGGUCUAACGAAAUCCCCUCCGGUCUAAUUCCACCACAUCAACUGUGUACCUUUGAAUAGCAAAUACCAGACUUUCUGUAGUUGCUGCUAAAUAAACCAAGAAACCAUGGUGAUAAGGACAAAUAAGAGGGCUAUGGAGGCUGCUCCCACUACUGCCACUCUCCACCAAUCCCCAGCCUGAUCACCAGAAAGGGGACGGAGCAGAUCAUAUCCGAAGUUAUGGUCCAAGUUAUAGAGUAUGCCAUCCAUCACAUCAUGGUUUGGAAUUGAAGGAGUGAUGGAAGAGAGGGGAACAACAUGUUAUAGACCAUAAAAACAUCGGAAAUAAAGGGCUUCUGGUGGAUUAUGGGGGAUGGAUUACUCUGCUCUUUUUCUACAUGCUCUUUUUGAGAGAGAGAGAGAGAGAGAGAGAUAGAGAGAGAGAGAGAGAUAGAGAGAGAGAGAGAGAGAGAGAGAGAUAGAGAGAGAGAGAGAGAGAGAGAGAGAGAUAGAGAGAGAGAGAGAGAGACAGAGAGAGAGAGAGAGAGAGCAAGAGAGAGACCUUUUACUAAGAGACUAGCUGCUUCUUAAGGAAGACCAACCAGAGUGAUGGCUUGAUCUUGUGUUGUACAUACAGCUGCAGAUUAUGAUUCUGUUCUAAAUGUCAGUGUGUUAUGAGGGUGAGACGUGUGUCCCCCUAGUGUGUGUCUUACAUACCAACAAAGUGAUGUAUAAAAAUCUUUCUAGCCAGCGCUGUACACGAAACAUUAUCCUACUUGUCAGACUAACUGGACUGCAAUAACAGUAAAAGGACAUCAAAGCGUGGGCUUUUAAGUUAUGUUAUUUAUGAAUGUGCCAAAUGACCAAACAGUGUGUAUGGUUGGCUUAACCCGCUGGGAUAAACAAGCUGAGAGGGUUUUGAAAAGUUGUUUUCCCUUCUUUAGGUUUUACUUCAGUCGUUACUGUAUACCCUCUAUUCUAAUUAGCUCUGAUGAGAAAACAUACAUAAACAACCUUCAUAUUUUAUACACUUUAGCUUUACAAUGUAAUUUAUGGUCAUCUUCUUCACCGGUGUUUCAAAUCGUGGUCUUUUCACCUGAUUCCUUGUGUCUAGAAUCUGAGAUCCACGGGCUAAUAAAGCUAAACAAUAUUUUGUGGCUUUUCUUCAUUCAAUUGGUUUGGACUUGGCCUAGCUCCCUCCACACGCCUUGCUGGACUAAGAGGAUGUACUAACUCUGCACUCGAUUGAGCGGCCUGGAAGAGUCUGUUCGUUCUUUCUGGGUUCUGCUAGCAGCACCGGAGGAGAGAAGACAUCAGCUGUGCUGUGUGUACAGUAUAGUCAGGAUGGGGAUGGAGAGACUCUGUGUUUUCAUGCCCACAGGGCACUCUUUCAAUCAGAAUAUCUACUGCUGAGAUUAAAUCGGAGGGAAUGUGCAGUGGGGGCUGGAAUCUGAUUGUUAUAGUCAUUGGAUGCGUUACCUCUGUUCUCGUCGUUUAUUUUACCACCACUGGUUAACCAGCAAACAGUUGUUUUCUUUGGUUUAUUUAUUCCAGCAAGUGAAACAUUUUGUCUGAACAGUAUGUGACUUUUUAUUUAAUUCAUCUAUUCUUGCAUCAUGUUUAUUCAAAACAAACACACAGAUACAUAUACAGUACACACAUGUAUGAAUACAUCAUAUUUUUCAAAAAUGUAUCUUCUUUUUAACAACUUUACUACUGACAGCCGCACAGGAAAUUAGUGCCAUAAGGAAUUGUAUGAGAGAUAGACAUUAAAAACAUUAUUAUAUUUAUUUUAACUUUGAUCAUUAUUAUUAUUCUACAGUAUUGGUGUUCUUUGCUGAACUACAAUAUUGCAUAAUCUCAGUAUUUGCAUUUUAUGAGCAACUUUCUUUGUUUCUGAGCUAUCUACGGUCAAACAUGUUUAUGUUAUUGUUUCGACUGUAUGACUAGCCAACAUAUAUGGUCAAUAAAAGGGAGUGAAAAUC